AAGUUUUCUUUGUAGAUCCGACUAAUUUUGUACACAGAAUAGUACGGUGCAGUACGUGAUUAUUAUGAGAAGGAUUCUUCAAAAUAGUCGUGAGAAUAUUAUCGCGUUUCAUUUCAAAAUUUUGCGUUUAGUAUGUAUAGAUGGCAUUAUGAAUGCAUAUAAAUAUGUUGAUACUAUAAAUGAAAGUUUAAAGGAAUCAAUUUUAAGAAUUGGCCUCAAAUGAAAAAUGGACGCUACAACAAGAUAACGAUUCAAAACAUACCGCUAAGAAAAUAAAGCAAUUUUUUCAAAACUGUAAAAUAAAGGUUCUGGAAUGACCUCCACAAAACCCAAACCAUAAUGUGAUAGAAAAUUUGUGGAGUAUAUUAGAUGCAGAAAGUCUUUUAGAAAAAUUUAAUAAUAAACAAAUCCUUUUAAAAGAACUACAACUGAAAGUUCAACAAAUUGACAAAAACUACUUAGAAAAGCUUAUUAAAAGCAUAUCAUGACGGUUAAAGACCGUUAUAAAAGCCAAAGGUUCCAAUACCAGAUACUAAUUACCGAGUCUUUAUGUUGCAAACUGUUACCUAUUAUAGUAUUGCAUUAAUAGGAGGCCUCACUGUCUUGGCAUUUAUUGUCUCUUGUGAAAGAGUAAGAUAUCAUAUCAAAUUUUCCUUCUUUAUUGCAAUUCUUGGUACACUACCGUCUUUAUAUAUACCGUUUAUGUUGCUAAGAGUGAAAGACUGGAGAAAUGCAAUUCCAGUCGUAUGGACUAUAAAAUUAUGUGCGAAAUUAAUGGGAGUAACAUUUCAUAUACGCGGAAAAGAAAACCUUGUUCAAGAUUCUGGCAGUAUUAUUUUAAUCAACCAUCAGAGUAUAUUAGACAUAGCUGUUGUAUCUGAUCUGUGGUUAAUGAAUAGAAGAUGUGCUGUUAUUGCCAAGAAAGAGAUACUAUUUUUUGGAUCAUUUGGCAUUGCAGCCUGGCUUUGGGGAACUAUUUUUAUUAGUAGACAGAAAAGCAAGGAAGCUCAUAACAUUAUGAAUAAUACAGCACAAAUUAUAAAAGAUACAAAGACAAACCUUUUCAUAUUUCCGGAGGGCUCUCGACAUUCAAAUCCCAAGUUGUUACCUUUUAAAAAAGGAGCUUUUCAUAUUGCAAUCGCAACGCAGUUCCCAAUUCAACCAGUAGUGGUUUCUAAAUACUAUUUUUUGAAUUCUAAAUGGAAAAUAUUUAAUUCAGGUAUAAGUUGCGUUACGAUUUUACCUCCCAUUCCUACUGAAGGUUUAAACAAGGACGAUCUUCCACUAUUAGUGGAAAAAGUAUAUGAAUGUAUGAACAGUGAAUUUAUUAAAACGUCGCAGGAAAUUCUAGGCGAACACAUAAAUUCUUUUAAAGCUAAUUAAUACUAUAAAUAGGUAAAAUGUUUAGAGUAAAGAAUUUAAAUAAUUCUUAAUAGGUAUGUAAAAAUACAUCAACAAAUACCCAUACCAAAUUAUAUAUAGGUAUAUAAAUAAGCGCGAAUUAAAACAUUUUUGUAAAAUAAAUUAAUGAAAUUGUUGAUGUAGCUGUACCUACUCUACAUAGUUUCAUACAACGGAUUCUUAUAUUUUUCAGAAUUCAGUGCCAAUAACUUUGUAUUUGCAUCAAUUCUAGAAAUACUUUGCACUCUUUGAUGAUACUUAUUGUUAGUAGAUUCGUACCUCACACAGAAUGAACAAUUGCAGAUUAUGUAUAUCAUAGGAUACAAUUCAACAACAAAAUUGUGUACAUAAGUGGAUACUAUGAUCAAUAAUAUAUUAUUGUUAACUCUAAUACUCAUUUUAAUGCUGACACUGUUAGCUCUAAUAAAUUUUGAUGAUUUCGAAAUAUGCUUCGUUUGUCCAAUCUUUACCUGCCCGACUCGAAUUCGAAAUGUUGAGUACUUGCAUAUCUGUAAUUAUCUAUAUACAUGUAUACAAAGGUGUUCAAAGUGUAAGAUAAUUGAUGUUCUCAUACAAACAGGAUUUUAUUGUCACAAAAAAUAAUAUAACAAACGUCUGAAUACAGGAAAGAAAAACUAAGUACACACUCCCUUUCGUUCUCACUCUUUAUGUAUCUCAUGUACAAUUCGCCCGUACAAAAUCGACUAUUUCUGCAAUCUAUCUUGUUUUCCGAGGCCAACCACGGUCA
Messenger RNA from Nomia melanderi (Alkali bee), 2149 nucleotides. RefSeq names its product 1-Acylglycerol-3-phosphate O-acyltransferase 2. The record is from RefSeq and is a predicted model, not a curated record. Gene Ontology annotation, molecular function: 1-acylglycerol-3-phosphate O-acyltransferase activity. Gene Ontology annotation, biological process: phosphatidic acid biosynthetic process. Gene Ontology annotation, cellular component: membrane; endoplasmic reticulum. Lineage: Eukaryota; Metazoa; Arthropoda; Insecta; Hymenoptera; Halictidae.